Trametes versicolor FP-101664 SS1 is the source of this 1636-nucleotide messenger RNA. RefSeq lists its product as uncharacterized. Bases 260 to 1462 code for a protein of 400 amino acids. The record is from RefSeq and is a predicted model, not a curated record. NCBI's taxonomy places the organism in Eukaryota, Fungi, Basidiomycota, Agaricomycetes, Polyporales, Polyporaceae. The transcript has 5 exons.
GCGCUCCUCUUUCUACAUGACCUCUACUAGGAGUGUGAGUCUACCUUGUGCAGCCAACCACUCUUAGCUCGGUCCGUCUAGCGUCUCAUCAAGCACUGCCUCUGGGUCCGCAGUGACUACGCCUGUCCACAUAUCCACAUAUGCUCGGCCAUCUGCACGAGGCGUCACCAUCAUAUAAGCUAUAUUGAUUGCAGAGUUCGCUGUCGGACCCUUGGAGACGCCCCGCUACACCCUGUGAAGCAGUCUGCCAGCCAAGCCAAUGGCCCCAUCCAUCGCGCCGAUCUCCAUCCGUCUUUACCACAACAUCUUGGUUUCAGGGUGUCCCGUCGAGGGAGAGAUAGAGCUCAACUUCCGCGGAAUCCAGGAGGAUGGUAUCGAGGAGGUACAUGUGAAGCUCAGGGGCAUCGUACGGACCUCCGUCCAUCGAAAUAAGAGCACACAGAUCGAGACACUCCACAUUGUUCGCGACGAUGCCUCACUCUGGUGCCGCGGAGGCGCCUACCCGCCGCCAGGUUCCGACGUCCUCCGCAUCCCGUUCCGCCUCCAACUCCCGCCCUACAUCCCUCCAUCCUUCCAGCACUCAGAACGCGCCCGAGAGGGAUCUGUGCGGUACUCAGUGACUGCGGUCGGCGUGCGUCCCGGCAUAUUCCAGUUCAAUCGCCGUAUAUGCGUGCCCAUGGCAGUCGUGCCUUUCGAUGCUGCGGGUGUGGCCGUCCGGGAAUCGCUUACCGCGACGGUAGCGGCGGGUGCAGAGGUUGAUUGGAAAAUGGCGUGGAGGGAAGUCAAGAUCAGGAGGGGGCUCUGGGGCGAUAAGUCUACCGUUAACGUCCAGCUGCUACUUCCGAACAUAGCUAUAUUCCCGCUCUUCACACCUAUCCCUUUCAUCAUCAAAGUCAAGUCCGUCUCGGCACCCAUCACCCACGAGAAAGCCAACGCGCUUCCCGCGGACAAGCCUGCAUUCCCUCCAGUACCAGAAACCUACGAGCAGGUGACAUUCAAGCUCCACAGCCACAUGCGGAUCUCGGUGCGGUCGAUGUAUACAGACCAUACGUCUGCCGAUGUUGCGGUCUUUGCGCGCGCCGCUUCGUCACAGUUCUUGACGGAUGUCCCUCCGCGCGAGUGGGUCCCGAUGACGCGUCCCGGGGAAAAGGGGACUGAGCCGGCCGACGAGAUGGGGAUAUGGGUACAACACGCCACGUUCAAAUCGUCCUUUAGUCUGGCCUGCCCUCCGACGUUCGUGGUCGAGUCGCUCCAGUGCGAGUAUAUGCUGCAGCUGAAAGUGCCCUUCCCGGGGAUCGGGAAUAACGUGAACAUCGCCGUGCCUGUCGUGAUCUCUUCGGGCCUGAAUGCACCGAUCGCGCCGGGUAGUGGGGAUGCCAGUAGGCCGACGGUACCACUCGGGCUGCCACCAGCAUACUGGGACGCAAACGAUCACCAGUGGUCGGACGAUACCAAGGCCUGAGCCGUGGUUCGUAGUCGUGCGUAUGUUUCGCAAUACGGAGUUGCCCAGAAGUCCUUUCGCCCAUCUAAACUCUCUGCUACGUCGCGCGAAUGCAACGCUAUCUCUUCCGUAUCUGCCGCCGUAUAUGUCUUGCAUAUAAGAACUGACUGUGCAUUGACGCCACUUGUAAUAGAA